UUUAAUAAUCUUUGGCCUGAAAAAUGAAAUGACGACAUGAGCCCCAAAAUCUGAAAGUGGUGAGAAUGAGUAGUUACCCAUUGACGGUGCUGACAAAGAAACAAGAGGUGGACGCAAUCAUCAGAGACACCAUCGACAAGGUCCUUGUCCUCCGCUUCGGCCAUGCUUCUGAUCCUGUUUGCCUUCAACUUGACGACGUUCUUUCUAAAUCGGCUCGGGAGGUGUCCAAAUUUGCAAGUGUAGCACUUGUAGAUAUCGAUUCCAAUGAAAUUCAAGUUUAUGUCAAGUAUUUUGACAUUACUUUCAUACCUUCAACAGUUUUCUUUUUCAAUGCUCAUCACAUGAAAAUGGAUUCUGGGACUGCAGAUCACACUAAAUGGGUUGGUGCAUUUCACAAGAAGCAGGAUUUUAUUGAUGUUGUAGAGGCAAUAUAUAGAGGGGCCAUGAAAGGCAAGCUGAUAGUGAGUUGUCCACUGCCACCAGAGCGAAUACCUAAGUAUCAAUUGCUAUACAGGGAUGUAUAAAAGGUUCAAGCAACAUAAGUAGAUAGCCUCAAUCUUAUUUGGAUUUGCAACCCUUGAUGAUCACGUGGAGCAAAUAACAAUUUGAAUAUUGCCAACAGGAGAAAGAAGAUCACAUGUUGGAAGCGUUAUGCCUUUGCAAAAUUUGCAUCCAAAAGCAGCUACCAAAUGCAAGGAGUUUAAUUAAUAUUAUAUGACUCCAUGUGAUUUUAGUAAUUUAAUUAGAUAGCUAAAUAAUUUUUUGUGCUUGGAUUUGUAAUGGUUCACCCAUAUAUAAGGAAUUAAGUUUUCAUAAUUAGAAU
This is a messenger RNA of Quercus robur (English oak), 823 nucleotides long. RefSeq lists its product as uncharacterized. Gene Ontology annotation, biological process: mRNA splicing, via spliceosome. Gene Ontology annotation, cellular component: U5 snRNP; U4/U6 x U5 tri-snRNP complex; spliceosomal complex. The record is from RefSeq and is a predicted model, not a curated record. NCBI's taxonomy places the organism in Eukaryota, Viridiplantae, Streptophyta, Magnoliopsida, Fagales, Fagaceae. The transcript is spliced from 5 exons. Bases 66 to 524 code for a protein of 152 amino acids.